GUUGAAGCUCAAGGCCGCGUGAGGAGACUUUCAGCGAAGAGUCCACAGGAGGAGCGGUCCCUGUCCGUGAGCGAGGCGGUGCGCAACAUCCAGGAGUCGCUGGCGCGGGUGGCGCCCCCCGCGCCCGCGCCCGCCCCCGCGUACCCCGCGCUGCGCGCCGUGCCGCCGCCCCCGGCGCCCACUAGUCCGCCGAGACCGCACAAGAUCGACGUGUCGCAGAUCUCCGUUCCGCUCCGGCACCUGACGAAGCACGACCUGCGCGUGCCUCCUGCAGACGCGCCGGCGGAGCCCCCCGCGCAGGGCUCCCCGCAGCCCCCCGCGCAGGGCUCCGCGCAGGGCUCCCCGCAGGCCCCCGCGCGGGGCUCCCCGCACGCCCCCGCGCAGGGCUCCCCGCACGCCUCCCCGCAGGGCCCCGGCCUGCCCGGCCCCCGGCCCGAGGCGUCCGCGCACACCAACGCGCCCACGAGGGGCAUCUUUCCCACAUACAAGUCCAAAAGUCUGAAGAAGAAAAAUUCCCUACUAGCCAAGCGACGCGGGGUGGCUGCGCGCGCGCUGACGGGCGGCGCAGGCGGUCCCGUGUGGCAGCGAGUGCGAGCGAGAGGACAACAACAAGCCCGCUGGGCGCGGAGAUACCUGCUGCUGUCCGACACCACCCUGUACGCUUAUCGGAGUCCCGAUGGCAACCGCGCGGACUGCAUGAUCCAACUGGCGGGGUUCACGGCGGCGGCGGCGGGCGAGGUGAAGUCGCGGCCGCACGCCUUCAAGGUCUACCACACCGGCACCGCCUUCUACUUCGCCUGCGACAGUGCUGACGCCGCCAGAGCCUGGCUCGAGCUCAUCACCCGCGCCACGCACCAGCCCGCGCCCUUGGCGGCGGACCACCUGCCCAAGCAGUACUCGGAGACGGAGUACUCGACCGACUCGGACAUCGAGGCCGAGCGGCCGCGCGACCGCGACCGGGACUACAAAGACAAGGAGAACAAGUCCAAGUUCGGCUCGCUCAAGAAACUCACGCAUCGCAUGCAGAGAAGCGAGUCGACAGAGACGGUGGGCGCGGCCAGCCUGGACCGCAAGUACCUGCGGUUCUUCUCGCGCAACAAGAACAAGGAAGACAAAAAGAGCAAGGCGUCGCUGGUGCCGGUGCCGACGGAGCACUACCGCAGCUACCGGCGCGUGUCGGCCGCGUCCUCGCCCGCGUCACCGGCGGCGCACGCGCACGCGCAGGCCCACGCGUACACGCACGCGCACGCGCACGCGCAGCUGCAGGCCCCCGCGCACGCGCACGCGCAGCAGUCGCCCCCGCCGCCCGCGCCGCUGCUGGCGCCGCCCGCGCCGCCCAGGAAGCCGCACAACUACAUGCACGCCUCCAAUCCUAAUUUGCUGGAGUUCGGCAACAACGACAUCGUGGCUUCGCGCAUCUUCACCCCGCGGCCCGCGCCCGCCGCCUUCUCCGGCUUCGUGACCCUCGAGGAGUUCAUGCUGCAGAAGCAGGAGGAGGACCGCCGCGAGCUCUACACCAACCGCGUGCUGCUCGGCGUGGAGGCGGGCUCGCUGAGGAGGCGCCUCGACCAGGUGGUGCCCGACGUGCUGUACGGCACCUCCAGGGCCGAGCCCGAGCCGCAGAGGUGAGCUGCAGCUGGAGCAGGAAGCUCUGCACCAAUCGCGUGCUGCUCGGCGUGGAGGCGGGCUCGCUGAGGAGGCGCCUCGACCAGGUGGUGCCCGACGUGCUGUACGGCACCUCCAGGGCCGAGCCCGAGCCGCAGAGGUGAGCUGCAGCUGGAGCAGGAAGCUCUGCACCAACCGCGUGCUGCUCGAGGCGGCGGCUCGACCAGGUGGUGCCUGACGUGCUGUACGGCACCUCCAGAGUGUCAAUCAGUAUCUAUUUCUACGGAAACAAGAUAACGCGCAAGAUAACCGUCACAAUCCGGAAGAUUCUAACAUUUCAGGCACUAGCAAUAAUUUUUUAAACGUAUUUAGACGCACGCAAUGCACGCAUAAUAUACGAAUUAGAAAUUGUCCGCAUAAUUUCUAGAAAAUAUCCCAUCAUCAUAUCCGUUGCGUGAGGUCCGUUGCUGGACAUAAGACUUUCCAAGAAUCUCCACAACGACGGGUCUUACGUCGCUCAUUUAUUCUAGAAUAUACGUUGUUUUGUUUCGUCCGUCAGCCCGGAGCCUCCGGCGGCGGCGCCGCGCACGCUGUCCCCGCACGCGCAGGCGCAGGCGCACGC
This is a messenger RNA of Leguminivora glycinivorella, 2227 nucleotides long. RefSeq lists its product as uncharacterized. Lineage: Eukaryota; Metazoa; Arthropoda; Insecta; Lepidoptera; Tortricidae. The record is from RefSeq and is a predicted model, not a curated record. The coding region runs from base 697 to 1629 and encodes 310 amino acids. The transcript is spliced from 9 exons.